Thyridium curvatum is the source of this 1224-nucleotide messenger RNA. RefSeq lists its product as uncharacterized. The record is from RefSeq and is a predicted model, not a curated record. The transcript is spliced from 2 exons. Gene Ontology annotation, biological process: protein ubiquitination; double-strand break repair via homologous recombination; protein sumoylation. NCBI's taxonomy places the organism in Eukaryota, Fungi, Ascomycota, Sordariomycetes, Thyridiales, Thyridiaceae. Bases 1 to 1224 code for a protein of 407 amino acids. Gene Ontology annotation, cellular component: Smc5-Smc6 complex; nucleus. Gene Ontology annotation, molecular function: SUMO ligase activity; zinc ion binding; ubiquitin-protein transferase activity.
AUGUCCGGCCGGCGCCGACUCAUCUCGAGCUCAAAGCGCGCCGGUGGCUCUUCAGCUCCUGCUACCCAGGCAUCCGGGGCCUUGGGAGGAUUGCCGCCGUACGAACCGCCAUCCUGUGCUCUGGACGAAAACGCGAAGCGUGCGCUCGCCGAGAUCUCCACCAAUCGCGACCUUACGAGAAAGUACGAGUCGCACCUGAAACAAUCUGCAUCACUAUUGCGCGACAGCGUUGGCGGCAUCAACGACCGGCUUUACGAGAGGCGGGAGGAGGUGCAAGCUCUUGCUGCGCGCCGUCUAGAGAAACAGCAGGAUACCAAGUCCCAUCAAGAGGAAAGGGCUGAGCAGGCCGCGGUCAAGUUGGAGGCCGAAGUUCCCGAUCUGACCAAAGAGAUCGAGUCUGCCGUCCGGGAGAUCAUCGACCACCGCUGCGAGCUCGAUGACGAGAAUGCGGCAAUCUCGUCGAUGCUUGAUCACAUCCGAUCGGUCCAGCCUCUGCAAGAAAACCAGGAGUCGAGACGUACUCGCCGAGCGGCAGCCGCAGAAGAUGCUGUAGAUGGCGACGAUGUUACAAUGCAUGAGGCCCAAGAAGACGUGCCACUUCUAAGCGCUGCGGACCUACUACGAACGGCCAAGAAGACCAAAGUUGCCGAGUACAAUAAACUGAGUGCUUACGAGAAGUACAGUCUGAACAACGACUACAUCGCCUUCAAAAAGACGUGGCAUGAUGCCGAAAACCCAGACAACGACGUCCCUCUCCCAGAUGCUUCUGCCUGGUUUGACCGGCAAGGACGGCCAGUCAUAUCUGCCCAGGCCGAUCAGGAUGGAAGCCUCUCCGCCAAUGAGGAAGAUGAAGACCUGGUAGUGGCACGCGAAGUCAUCAGCUUCCAGUGCCCCCUGUCUCUGGUCACCAUGACUGAGCCGUAUAGCAACGACAAAUGUAAACAUACAUUUGAGAAGUCGGCUAUCCUCGAGUUUCUGCGCAGUGGCCCUCAGCAGUGCCCUCAAACCGGAUGUGCUACGGAUAUGUACUUGGACAAGGUUAUGCUCCGCAAGAUCAAACGCACACAACAAGCCGCCCGGAGAGGCAUCGGAGAUACCUCGGACAUUGAGCCUGAGGAAGAUGACGGCGAUGCUAGUAUGGUCGCUGGCGAGGCUCGUGAUAUCAAAAAAGAACGUGUCAUCCGGAAUAGAAGGCGGGUUGCAGAAGACGUGGAGGAAGACUAG